This is a messenger RNA of Aspergillus campestris IBT 28561, 2781 nucleotides long. RefSeq names its product TRM-domain-containing protein. The record is from RefSeq and is a predicted model, not a curated record. Gene Ontology annotation, biological process: tRNA N2-guanine methylation. Lineage: Eukaryota; Fungi; Ascomycota; Eurotiomycetes; Eurotiales; Aspergillaceae. Bases 1 to 2781 code for a protein of 926 amino acids. Gene Ontology annotation, cellular component: nucleus; membrane. The transcript is spliced from 3 exons. Gene Ontology annotation, molecular function: RNA binding.
AUGGAUUCUAUAACGUCUAUGCAGGAAUUGGAUCCCUCUCCGGUCCACGAGGAGCCUCCACCGAUCGAGUCUGACAAUGGCAAUUGCUUUACAAAAAGACAAGGCUCUUUGCCUAGUCAGUCCAGUUCGUCAACAGGGCGAUCUUCCGCUCUAAACCUAGGCCUCAGUGGGUAUAAUUGGGAUUCGUGGUUUGUCGCUCUCCAGAGAUACUCGACUUACCCGCCCACCGUCUUCUUCGGCCUGCACUUUGCCAACACGUCCCUUAUUCCCCUGAUCACUCGUUCCGUCUCCGACAGUGAAAACUAUCUACUGUUGACUCGCCCUUUCUAUCAAUCUCCGUCGCUGGAACAUGUCGUGUUGACAGCCCCGAUAUUGAUCCAUAUCGUGUCUGGAAUCGCUCUGCGAAGUAUCAGAUCCCGCCGGCGAGCGCGGCUCUACGGCGCAGAGACCAGAUCGCAAAGAUAUUCGUUAAAUUUCUGGCCACGGAUGAGCCUUCAAUCCCGACUGGGAUAUCUCCUUAUCCCGCUACUAGGCGCCCACGCCCUUGUCAACCGUGUCAUGCCCGUGAUCGUCGACGGUGGAAGUUCAGGAGUGGGGCUGGGCUAUGUGGCACACGGUUUCGCACGCAGUCCAGUAUUUUGGAAUACGUUCUACACUGCGUUUGUCACUGCUAGUGUGUGGCAUAUAAUCGGGGGUUGGGCCGCUUGGAUGGGAUGGAAAGUCACCACGGUGCGGAAAGAGCGUGGUAAACAAGGCUCUAUCGAAUACGGUCUAGGGCAAACAGAGGACAGUCUGAUUGCUAAAAGGCAAAAGAAAUCACGGUGGCUCGUGAGCGGCACAAUCGCCCAUAAUGGCAAGGAAUACACGGCUGUGAGGGAAGGUCUGGCCUAUAUCUUGAAUCAGCCUGCGGACGCGACCUCUAAAAGCGGGAGCAAAAAUGGCUCCAAAGCGGAGGAACCUCAAUCAGUCUUCUACAAUCCAAUCCAGCAAUUCAAUAGGGACCUCAGCGUACUUGCGAUCAAAGCCUACGGUAGACAUGCGAUAGCUGUGAAGGAAGAAAAAGCUGCGAAGAAGUCGCAUGCGCCGGCAAAAGGGAAGAAGCGCAAGAGAGACGGAGACCAAGGCAGCACUGAGGCUGGUACUUCUCAUAAUGGCGAGCAGCCAGCUCCCGAGUCGGAACCAGCGCAAAAGUCUACGCCGUCGUUCACAAUCCUCGAUGCCUUGUCGGCUACUGGGCUGCGCGCAUUGCGAUACGCCCUCGAACUCCCGUUCACCACUCGCGUCGUCGCGAAUGACAUGUCACUACCUGCCAUUCAAGCCAUGAAAACAAACAUCGAAUACAACGGGCUCGAAGACCGCAUUAAACAGAAUACGGGCGAUGCGCGGGCUUACAUGUACAACCUCGAUACUGGAAAUGGGCCUCACACCGAGAAAUUCGACGUCAUUGACCUCGACCCUUACGGCACUGCAGCUCCAUUCAUGGACGCUGCCGUACAAGGCGUCAAGGACGGCGGUCUUCUGUGUGUGACCUGUACCGACGCAGGCGUCUGGGCGUCAACCGGCUAUCCCGAGAAGACAUACGCCCUAUACGGCGGAGUUCCAUUAAAGGGCACGCCCUCGCACGAGGGCGGGCUGCGUCUCAUUCUCCACGCGCUCUCAGCAUCCGCAGCCAAAUACGGACUCGCAAUCGAGCCGCUCCUGUCGCUGUCAAUCGAUUUCUACGCUCGAGUAUUCGUCCGCGUCCACCGAUCACCCGCCCAGGUCAAGUUCGCCUCAGGCAACACGAUGCUGGUCUACAACUGCGAUGCAGGCUGCGGCGCAUGGACCACGCAGCCCCUAACACACACCAAGCACAAGCUCGACAAAAAGGGCGGCACCUUCCACCACUACGGAAUCGCCCAAGGUCCAGUCGCAGACGCGCACUGCGAGCACUGCGGUCGCAAGACUCACCUGGCAGGCCCAAUGUGGGCAGGCCCCCUCCACAACCCGGAUUUCAUCCGCAAAAUCCUCGCCAUGGUCCCAACUGUAGACAGAACCACAUACCAGACAAUGGACAGACUCGAGGGGAUGUUAACCACAGCCCUCGAAGAAGACCUGGCCGUCGCCGACCCCCCCGCAGACUCCAAACCCGACUCGGAAGAAGACCAGAACGCCGAAGACGCCGCAGCAAGUAAUACCUCGCCCAUCUUCACCCGCGCAGACCCCUCCGCUCGCGAACCCCACCCAUUCUACUUCACCCCCGCAGCCCUCUGCAAGGUCCUCCACACGUCCACCAUCUCAGCCGACGCCCUCCGCGGCGCCCUCCGCCACCUAGGCUACCGCUCGACGCGAAGCCACGCCAAGCCCAACACGCUCCGCACAGACGCCCCCUGGGCCAUCAUCUGGGAGAUCAUGCGCGAGUGGGUUCGCCAAAAGUCGCCCAUCAAGCAAGACGCCCUCAAACCAGGCACCGCCGGCGCAACCAUCAUGGCCAAGUCCCGCGAGAACAUCCAAAAAGUGCAACAGGAGCAGACCGCGCUCGACACCAUUAAGACCGAUAUCAUCGCUGCUGCGCAGACCGGAGCUGAUAUCAACGACCUCGUGACGAAGGUCGAGGCGGCGCUGUACCGCUCCCGGUCUCAGCAGAAGCUUGCGCAGGGUGCGUGCGAGCCAAGCGAGUUGGAGGUGAACUUUGAUGAGGCGCUUGGUCGGGACGUCGCUUUGAAGAAGAGGCUUGUGAGGUAUCAGCUGAAUCCGAGGGCUAAUUGGGGGCCGUUGAAUCGGGCGUCUGGGGGGCGAUGA